AUGCACCGAUAUAUUCGAGUACGAAGGAUAAAUUUUGCGAACCUUAGCAUUGGGGAUGCAUGCUUGAGGAAAUUUUUGACAAGAGAAGAAGGGAUGUGGAAGAGAAGGGAUUUAAAACCAGGUUCUUUGCUGCAUCAAUUGCCCAUCGACAUUGGGACAGUUUAUGGUAUAUCUGGCCGGCGUGAAGAUAGUACCAUCUUUAUUGGCUUUACUAGUUUUCUUUCUCCUGGCAUCAUAUAUCAGUGUGAUCUACAGAAUGAGGUUCCAGAUAUGAAGAUCUUCUGUGAAAUUGUAGUUUCUGGAUUUGAUCGUUCAGAGUUCCAUGUCAAUCAGGUUUUUGUGUCUAGUAAGGAUGGCACCAAGAUACCAAUGUUCAUAGUAUCUAGAAAGAAUAUUUCUUUGGAUGGAUCACACCCAUGUUUGUUAUAUGGUUAUGGCGGAUUCAACAUUAGCCUCACGCCAUCCUUUAGCAUCAGUCGUACUGUACUCACAAGACACUUUGGAGCUGUUUUCUGCAUAGCAAACAUUCAUGGUGGCGGCGAGUAUGGAGAGGAAUGGCACAAAGGAGGGUCCUUGGCAGAAAAGCAGAACUGCUUUGAUGAUUUCAUCUCUGCUGCUCAGUACCUCAUUUCUGCAGGUUAUACCCAACCCAAAAAGUUGUGCAUUGAAGGGGGAAGCAAUGGGAGACUUCUUAUUGGAGCUUUGUAUAAAUCAGGUUUUGUAACUACCAGUUGAUUCUGUUGGCUUGCUUGAUUGGGUAGCUCCAUAUUUAUCUAAAGCUUGAUUGUUGUCAGAGACCUGAUCUUUUCGGCUGUGCUUUGGCUCAUGUUGGUGUUAUGGACAUGCUGCGAUUUCACAAAUUUACUAUUGGGCAUGCAUGGACUUCUGAUUUUGGUUGUGCGGACAAAGAGGAAGAAUUCCAGUGGUUGAUUACGUAAGUUGUCCUUCACCUUUACCUAAGGUUUUAGCUCUGUUCAAUGCUUUUGUGUAGGAAGAACUUGAACGCCGUUGGUUUCAUUGGUGACUGAAUAAACUCGUUGGAUGCACACACAGAAUCUUUUAUCCGCCCCGCUUCUGGGAAACUUUUACCUCUCCGCAUCUGCAUGGCGCCGGGAUUUUUCCGGCCCUCAUAUGUUGUUUGGCCUCACAUUGCUCCUUUUAAUCCCAGAAGUUUUAUCUGUUUAUUUACCAUGAUUAACAGGAAUUGCUGAUUUAUGUCUUGUUAGGUACUCGCCGUUGCAUAAUGUGAGGAGGCCAUGGGACCGAUAUCCGGAUGAUCGAUGAAGCUGCCGAUCUCUAUGGUUUCAUGGCGAAGAUGCUGGAUGCUUCCUGGAUCGAGUAGAUGAAGUCGAUCAAUCGAUCAUAAAAUGCCGUGUUUCUUGUGUAAUUUGACAUUCAGGAUUGCAGUUUAAGUUGAUUCUCUCUCUUUCCUGUAGACAUUGUAGAUAAUUGAUUGUUAAUCAUUAGUUUCACAAUGUCUGGAGAACUUUCUCUCGAAUUGUAAACCAAACACAUUGUGAUAGUAGGACAGAUAGAACAACAGAAUGAUGCUACUAAGAAGCUUUGCAGCUUAAGUUGGAUUCUCUUCUUUCUUGAAGCCA
This is a messenger RNA of Syzygium oleosum, 1601 nucleotides long. RefSeq lists its product as uncharacterized. Gene Ontology annotation, molecular function: serine-type endopeptidase activity; oligopeptidase activity. The coding region runs from base 1 to 735 and encodes 244 amino acids. The record is from RefSeq and is a predicted model, not a curated record. Gene Ontology annotation, cellular component: cytosol. The transcript is spliced from 5 exons. Gene Ontology annotation, biological process: proteolysis. Lineage: Eukaryota; Viridiplantae; Streptophyta; Magnoliopsida; Myrtales; Myrtaceae.